Molecule: messenger RNA, 5667 nt
Organism: Xiphophorus hellerii (green swordtail)
Lineage: Eukaryota; Metazoa; Chordata; Actinopteri; Cyprinodontiformes; Poeciliidae
Exons: 18
Coding region: 273-4625 (1450 amino acids)
Biological process (GO): cell adhesion
Cellular component (GO): plasma membrane
Molecular function (GO): sialic acid binding
Source: RefSeq, a predicted model, not a curated record
UUUCUUCUACUGGGACUUUUUUUAAAAUUAAAUUCAAGAAGCCUCAUGCAAAAGAUUUCUAAGGUCAUAUUUUAUUUUGCAUCUGUCAGCUGUUUGGUUAGUUUCUCCUUUUUCAGUUUUUAGUUCCACAUUCUGUGUGCACUAAAGACAGAAUGUAGGGCAGAUGUGAGCCAUAAAAUUUUAAACAACAAUAAUAUGGCUUACUAUAACUACUGAGGGAAAAAAGUUGUGGAUGUCUUUAAUAAGAGGCUAUAAACAUUCAUUAUUCAAAGAUGGUUGGACUUGUGAUUUUUCUUCUCAUUGACUCUUCGCUGUAUGGUGUCCUGUGCAGUACGUUUCAGGUGUCCUUGGUGCAAACUGUACGGGUUUUGAGAGGAUCCUGUGUGACUGUCCCCUGCUCCUUUGACAUACCGAGCAAAUAUGAAGGCAACCUAAAUGAACAAUGUGAAGCAAAAUGGGUUGACAAGAAUAAAAGCAAUCCACAAUUGACAGAUACAAAUGCAGUGACAGGAGACCUAACAAAGAAAAACUGUACCACCACUUUUGGCAACAUGCGACCUGAUCAUAGUAAUACUUACUACUUCAGACUGGAUUGCAGCAGUUCUCUAAGAGGAACAUUUACCAUGGCUGGUGUGACUCUCACAGUCACAGAUGAUCUUCCCUCACCAACUCUGACUCCAUCCACACUGGAGGUGAAUGAUGGAGACUCGGUGAAUCUGACCUGCUCUGCUCCGGUUCCUUGUCUGUCUCAUCCUCCAAAUCUGACAUGGACCCCCACACUGGGUUACAGUCAGGAGACACUGCAAGAAAACCAAGACAAGACAUUUGUUAAGACCUCUGUCCUGAACUUCAAUGCUUCCUACCUCCACGAUGGAGAGAAAAUUUCCUGCACAUCUGUGUACAGGAAACAAGAUGGAAGUGCUGAUGCCUCAUUUUCCACAACAGCAAAUAUUUUGUGCAGAAACUGUGGCCAGUUUGAAAUCUCUCUACCACAGACUGUACAAGUUCUGAGAGGAUCCUGUGUCACCGUCCCCUGUUCUUUUGGCAUGAAGAGAAAAUAUGAACAAUAUUUAAAUGGAGAAUGUAGAGCUCUGUGGGUUUAUUCAGAUAGCAAUGACCCAAGACUAACAGAUACAAACCCAGUGACAGGAAACCUAACAGAGAAAAACUGCACCACCACCUUCAGCAACAUGCAGCAUGGCCAUUCCAACACCUAUAACCUUAGACUGGAUUGUAAUGGUCUCAAAUACACUUUUAAGUCAGCAAGUGUAAACAUUAAAGUCAUAGAUAAUUUUCCCUCACCAACUCUGACUCCAUCCACAUUGGAGAUGAAUGAUGGAGACUCGGUGAGUCUGACCUGCUCUGCUCCCGUUUCCUGUCUGUCUCGUCCUCCAAAUCUGACAUGGACCCCCACACUGGGGGAGAGUGAGGAGACACUGCAGGAGAAUCAGGACAAAACUCUGGUCAAGAUCUCUGUUCUGAACUUUAAUGCUUCUUACCUUCAUGAUGGAGAGAAAAUAAGUUGCAAUGCUGUCUACAAGAAACAAGAUGGAAACUCUGAUACAACUUUGACCUCAACAACAACUAUUUUGUGCAGAAGCUGUGGCCAGUUUGAAAUCUCUCUACCACAGACUGUACAAGUUCUGAGAGGAUCAUGUGUCACCGUCCCCUGCUCUUUUAGCAUGAAGAGAAAAUAUGAACAAUAUUUAAAUGGAGGAUGCAGAGCUCUGUGGGUUUACUCAGAUAGCAGUGAUCCUAGACUAACAGAUACAAACCCAGUGACAGGAAACUUAACGGAGAAAAACUGCACCACCACCUUCAGCAACAUGCAGCAUGGCCAUUCCAACACCUAUAACCUUAGACUGGAUUGUAAUGGUCUCAAAUACACUUUUAAAACAGCAAGUGUAAAAAUUGAAGUCAAAGAUAAUUUUCCCACACCAACUCUGACUCCAUCCACAUUGGUGGUGAAGAACGGAGACUCAGUGAGUCUGACCUGCUCUGCUUUGGUUCCCUGUCUGUCUCAUCCUCCAAAUCUGACAUGGACCCCCCCACUACAUAACAGUCAGGAGAAACUGUUGGAGAAUCAGGGGAAAACUCCCAUGAGGAUAUCGGUUCUGAACUUCACUGCUUCUCGUCAGAAUCAUGGACAAAUCUCCUGCGCUGCUGCCUACCAGAAACAAGAUGAAAGCCGUGCUGUAACCUUUUCCACAAGAGCAAAUAUUCAAUGCCCUGAGUGUGACAAGUUUGAGAUCUCUCUGCCGCAGACUGUACAAGUUCUGAGUGGGACCUGUGUCACUAUUCCAUGCUCCUUUGAGCUGCAAAGAGAAUAUGAAAAACACUUGCAUGGGGAAUGCAAAGCUCUGUGGGUUUACUUGGAAAGCACUGACGCAAGACUAACAGAUACAAAUCCAGUAACUGGGAACCUAACAGAGAAAAACUGCACCACCACCUUCUAUAAUGUCCAGCCUAAUCAUUCCAGCUUAUAUUACUUUAGACUGGAUUGCAAAACUCUUAGAUACACGUUUAAAGAAGCAAGUGUAAAAAUUGAUGUCAAAGAACAUUUUCCCUCACCAACUCUGACUGUGUCCAUACUGGAGGGGAAGGAGGGAGACUGGGUGAAUUUGACAUGCUCUACUCCAUCUCCAUGCCUAACUCAUCCCCCAACUCUGACAUGGACCCCCAAAAUGGGGGAUAUUAUGGAGACAAUGCAGAUGAGCCCAAAUAAAUCUACAGCUAAGACCUCUGUCCUGAGUUUCAUUGCUACCAAUCUCCAUCACAGACAGAACAUCUCCUGUACUGCUACUUACAAGAUGGGGAAUGGAAACUCUGACUCAUCACUUACUACAAGUUUGAAAACAGAGAUUUUGUUUCGUCCAAAGAUCCUGCCCUCUUCUAGUUGCAUCAAAACAACAAGUCAAAUCAACUGUUCCUGUGAAAUUGUGGGAAACCCUCCUAUCUUGCUGUGGCUUUUCAAUGGGCAACCAGUCAACCAAUCUGGGAAGGUUUAUGCUAUCAGUCACUCUCUGAAUGACACGUAUCUGAGGAGCACCAUCACUGUGAAUCAGCUGCAGGAGAGAAACUUAUCGUCAUUGCUCUGCUUCAGCUUCAAUUCAUUGGGAUCAGACAGUAAACAGCUUUUCAUCAACUCACCUCAUAUUCCAGCAGAAAAUCAAGUUUCUCCAAGGAUCCUGCCCUCUUCUAGUUGCAUUCAACGCACAAACCAAAUCAACUGUUCCUGUGAAAUUGUGGGAAACCCUCCCAUCUUGCAGUGGUUUUUCAAUGGGCAACCUGUAAACCAAUCUGAGAAUUUUGUCAUCACUGACUCUUUGAAUGGCACAUAUCUGAGGAGCACCAUCACUGUGAAUCAGUCACAGGACAGAAACUUGUCGUCAUUGCUCUGCUUCACCUUCAAUUCAUUGGGAUCAGACAGUAAACAGCUUUUUAUUAAUUCCCCUCACAUUUCAGGAGAAAAUCAAGUUCCUCCGAGGAUCCUGCCCUCUUCCGCUUGUAUCAAAACAAGAAGUCAAAUCAACUGUUCCUGUGAAAUUGUAGGAAACCCUCCAAUGUUGCAGUGGCUUUUCAAUGGGCAACUUGUCAACCAAUCUGGGAAGGGUUUUAUCAUCACUGACUCUUUGAAUGGCACAUAUCUGAGGAGCACCAUCACUGUGAAUCAGCUGCAGGAGAGAAACAUGUCGUCAUUGCUCUGCUUCAGCUUCAAUUCAUUGGGAUCAGACAGUAAACAGCUUUUUAUGAACUCGCCUCAGAUUAUAGCAGAAAAUCAAGUUCCUCCGAGGAUCCUGCCUUCUUCUAGUUGCAUCAAAACAACAAGUCAAAUCAACUGUUCCUGUGAAAUUGUGGGAAACCCUCCUAUCUUGCUGUGGCUUUUCAAUGGGCAACCAGUCAACCAAUCUGGGAAGGUUUAUGCUAUCAGUCACUCUCUGAAUGACACGUAUCUGAGGAGCACCAUCACUGUGAAUCAGCUGCAGGAGAGAAACUUAUCGUCAUUGCUCUGCUUCAGCUUCAAUUCUUUGGGUUCAGACAGUAAACAGCUUUUCAUCAACUCACCUAGGAUUUUAGGAGAAAAUCAAGUUCCUCCAAGGAUCCUGCCUUCUUCUAAUUGCACCAAUGCAACAAAUGAAAUCAAAUGUUCAUGUGAAAUUGUGGGAAACCCUCCAAUGUUACAGUGGCUUUUCAAUGGGCAACCUGUCAACCACUCUGAGGUUUUUGUCAUCACUGACUCUUUGAAUGGCACAUAUCUGAGGAGCACCAUCACUGUGAAUCAGUCACAGGACAGAAACUUGUCGUCAUUGCUCUGCUUCACCUUCAAUUCAUUGGGAUCAGACAGUAAACAGCUUUUUAUCAAAUCCCCUAACAUUUUGGCAGAAAAUCAAGGUAAAGGGCAGAUUUCUGUGUUCAUCAGCACAACCGUCAUCUUACUAGUUUUAGUGUGUGUCUUGCUGUUUGUUAUCAGGUUUCAGAAGACUCACCAUUACCCUCUAUAUAAUAUAUUUGGAGGCAAACAGACGAAGGUACAAAACACAAGUGAAGAUGACAUCAGUAUAAAAGAAAUCACAUCGAUUAUGAAAAGGGGAAGCCUAAAUAAUGACGUUGAUGAUUCGUUGUAGCUUUUAUACAGAAGAAAAAGAAGUCUGGCAUUAGAAUUAUCCGACAACAUUUAUAGAUAAAGGAACUUUCUACUUAUGUGGUCACAGAGCAGCUGCUUUUCCUUCUAAAGGUAAAUUGCCAUUGGGAUUCAUAAUCACAUUAUGUUUCACCACUCAUUAUUAUUGUUGGGGCUCAAGAUCAAAAUUAAUCCCAAUGAUUUAGUGGUACCAAACAGCUUAAAGCUGGUAUUGUUAUUUAUAAAACAGUCCUGAUUUUUUUUUUUAAGUGAGAUUCAAAUUAUCCAUAUUUAUUUCUCUAAACACAAGUAAAUAUUCUUGCAGACUUCUGCUGCUUAAAUGUAAAUUCACUGAUUAUGGUUUUAUGUUUGCAGGAGUUGGGAAUGCAUCUUUUUUAUAUAACAAACUUGCUCUGAAUCUUAGCUGUUGUAGCUUGUUUUCAUUUACAUUUUUGUUUUUCCAAAAAGAAAGAAUAUUGCUGAAUAUUACAUCAUGCUAGAAUUUUUUUCCAGGUUUAGAUUUUGGUGUCACUACAACAAUUAAUUACAUCAUAAAUGCAUUUGCUUGAAUCAUAUAGUUGACCAUUUCAGGGUCAGUUUCACCAUUUUGUCACCAGUGAAAAAUGCUGCUGAGCUUUUCUUCAGAUUGUAAAAUAAUGAUUGGUUUCCCCUCUACUUCUGGCUAAGCCACAUAAUUGUAUAAUUUCUUUUCAGAAUUAAUGUCACAAUCCUUAAAUGCUAGAUUUGGUUUUCUUUUGUAUUUAUAUCUUUGAUUAUCUCCUUGUUCUUUAGUCCUUAUCAAUUCAUGCCUUUGUAUUCAGUUUCUUUACUUUUUCUUAAAUUUUGUUUCUGAUUCUCAUGGUAAGAUUUGGUUAUUAAACAAAAUUACCUUCUUUUGAAGGUAGCACCUGCAACACAGUUAUUUUUUAAUCUUCUGAUUCUAUCUUGUCUGUACAAGGGUGAGUUAAAGCAAUUUGUGUAUCAAAUUCCAAAAUUAAUGCUGUACAUAACAAAAGUCCCAAUAAAAUUGUUUAACUCUUACAGAA